Messenger RNA from Electrophorus electricus (electric eel), 1779 nucleotides. Its product is annotated as Protein YIPF5-like. NCBI's taxonomy places the organism in Eukaryota, Metazoa, Chordata, Actinopteri, Gymnotiformes, Gymnotidae. Gene Ontology annotation, biological process: endoplasmic reticulum to Golgi vesicle-mediated transport; vesicle fusion with Golgi apparatus. Gene Ontology annotation, cellular component: trans-Golgi network; membrane. The record is from RefSeq and is a predicted model, not a curated record.
CACACAGCUAACAGUUAGCCAGUGACCAGGCAGACUCGCCACAGUACUUCAUUUUUUACACCGGGCCUAUUCCACUGGAUUUGUUAAGGAAUGGCAGACUUACAGCAAGUGGAUCAAGAUUUCUACCAGUCUAACUAUUACAUUGAUAAUCAAGAGGCCUAUGACCCAGCAUAUAUCAGCCCAAAUUACCAAGAUGUAGAUGGUGUAGCUCCCCUAGCGGAUGCCUAUGCACCCUCAGUGGAUCCACCUUACACUGGGCAGGUGUUCCAGCCCGCCACACCACCUGUGCUGGAAGACCAUGACUCCUAUGAGGAGGAGCCCCCACUGUUCGCGGAGCUGGGUAUUAACUUUGAUCACAUAUGGCAGAAGACUCUGACGGUGCUGAACCCACUGAAGCCAGCAGAUGGCAGCAUCAUGAAUGAGACAGACUUCACUGGUCCUGUGCUUUUCUGCCUUGCUUUAGGAGCCACUCUUUUAAUGGCAGGGAAGGCCCACUUUGGAUAUGUGUAUGGUAUCAGUGCAGUGGGCUGUGUGGGAAUGUGCACUUUACUGAAUCUAAUGAGUGCAUCCACUGUAUCCUAUGGAUGCGUGGCCAGUGUUUUAGGAUACUGCCUGCUGCCCAUGGUGGCGCUCUCUGCCUUUGCUAUUGUUUACUCCCUACAAGGACUGCUGGGUAUGUUGCUGGCCUUGUUUGUGAUUGGCUGGUGCAGCCUCUCAGCCUCUAAGAUAUUCAUCUGUACUCUUGAUAUGGGAGGACAGCAGCUGCUGGUGGCCUACCCCUGCGCUCUGCUCUAUGGUGUCUUUGCACUGCUCACUGUCUUCUGACUACUCCUGAGUGCAACUAUUCAGUUAAACAGCCUAAUUAUUAUUGCAGCCCAAUUCUAGUCCAUUUCUAGAGCUAAAUUACAUUACAACUUCCAUCUGAUAUGAUUAGAGAACAUUUAAACGUAGACAAUAUGAAGCUCUACUCAAUGAAACUUAUUCAGAAAUUAUCUUCAAAGGAGUGAAUAAAAAGUAGUACUGCUUCCACCACCCAGUAUACCAAUGCUAGCCAUAUCAUUCUUAUGACAAGACUCGCAACACAUCCUUACUGGGAUGCUAAGCAUAUUCAUAUUAAAGCAAAGUAAAAUUGUUUUCAAAUAAGCCUAAAUGUCUAAAUAUAUGAUUCAAGUAUGUUAUUUAAGUAACCUGUAUUUCUAAAUUUUAGCUGUGCUAUUACCACGUUUCAGGAGCAUUCUUUCCUAUUGCUAAAAGGCAUUAGUAAGUAGUGUCUUCUUUUACCAAGGUUUUAAUGUCUAGCACUCAGCUCACUGCUACCAUGUGCACUACUAUCCACAGGACUGUUUUUGCCUGUAAUAUUUUUAUAACCUGUAAUAACUUUCAGAUUUGGCUACUGUAACAUUUUGUACUUUUUUUUGUAAAGAGCAUGUAUGAUUAUAUAAUAGAUAGACUAAUGUUUAUGUAUUUCCUGUUCUGAUUGUUUGCUUACUGGGGAACCUUUGGCAAGUAUCAAUUUCAUUGUCUAAGCUUAGAUUGUUACAUGCAGCAAAUAAACUUAAAAGCUUGAAGAGUACCGUUCAACCACAAAGACCCCAAACUGCCAAUGUACAUUUUAAUUCUAAAUCAGAAUUGUAUAGUAAGAAAAUAUGUAACAUUUUGUUAGAACCUCUUCCAUGUGUUUGUACUUGCUUUAUGGUAUGUACAACUGCACUGGCACAAUAAAAAUUGAGUAUAAAUAUGGAGAAAAUUCUCAAUAACAAUUAAAAACCUUAUCCUUAA